This is a messenger RNA of Aegilops tauschii subsp. strangulata, 1315 nucleotides long. The record is from RefSeq and is a predicted model, not a curated record. Lineage: Eukaryota; Viridiplantae; Streptophyta; Magnoliopsida; Poales; Poaceae.
UGCUGGUAUGUCUGUGCUAUGCACAAGGGACAGAGAUUACUGGAUGACAAAAUCGAAGAUCAUCUUCGAUGUCUUCGUCGAGGAGAUGGCACAACAGAGGGUUAUGAGGCAAUUUGGUCUUCUGCAGUUGGAGCUACCUCCCCCUAUAGAGAACCCGGUGCCAGCACACAUCCACAGGACGACAAGGAAGGGCAUGAACAGGACAACUGCUGAAUGGCUAGUUAGACUAGAGCCGUAUGUUAUAGAAUGGGAGACAACAAACACAAAUCUAUGGCACGAGAAUCACAAUUUCGAUCUCGAUGAAUUCAAUCUCUAUUUGCGGCGCUACAUGACCGGAACACGGUUACGCAUUGUUGAGUACUCCCACCCAGAGGAGUUACCGGAUCCUACUCCGUCGGAUAUGUACCCGAGCUAUGAUACUUUGGGCUCUAGGCAGUACGCGGCUACCUUGACACGCGAACUGUACGACGACGUGACCACCUUUGGACGAUCACUAUCGUCUGGACCUCUUCUUCAACAUCGUCCAGUGGUACAGCCCUUCUUGGAAAGAAUUCAGAAUAAGAUACGGACUGUGUACGAGGCUAUCACGUGCACCCGGAGAACCGAUGUUGUUCAGCACGAGCAGGAGCAGCCGCGUCACUCCAUGCAACGACAUCAACCACGUCCACGCCUAGCACAGCAGCCGACAACCAGGCCACCCCGUCCUGACCAACCUGGCAGUUCUACGUGGCACCCGCAGCACUAUGGUCCCACGUCGAGCUUCGUGUUUUCUCCACAGCCACAGCAACACGGUCCCUCGUCGAGCUUCGUGUUUUCUCCACAGCCACAGCAGCACGGUCCCUCCAGUUUCGUGUUUCAGCCAGAGCAGACGUCACACCUAGCAGGUAUGUGUCUUCAUAUUUAUUGUUUUCAAUAUUAAUUGACGCGACCUCAUUCUUCAUGAUGAACCGUUCCAUCGCGUAGGGGCCUAUGGAUAUCAGGCGUCUAUGUCGGCAUCACAUGAUACGUGGGGGAGUGAUCAACAUCCCGAGGACAACAUACAGGCUCAGAUGUCGCAGCACACCCAGUGGAUGAACAUGUUUUCGACUCCUCCACCAGGCCCCACACAGGAUACACAGCAUGACCAGGGAGAGUCUGAGAUUCCUCCUCGUCACGUUAGGGCACCCGACAGGUUGGGAUGGUCCCCGAUUCCAGAUCCGCCUCCCCGCCAGGCCAGACGUCGUCACUGACGCUUCUAUGUAUCUGUAUCAGUAGAGACAUUACCAUCUAUUUCUGUGUAAGACUUAUGUCUAUUCUAUGUAUGAGACAAAUGACU